Zygotorulaspora mrakii is the source of this 423-nucleotide messenger RNA. RefSeq names its product Chz1p (gene CHZ1). The transcript has a single exon. The coding region runs from base 1 to 423 and encodes 140 amino acids. The record is from RefSeq and is a predicted model, not a curated record. Lineage: Eukaryota; Fungi; Ascomycota; Saccharomycetes; Saccharomycetales; Saccharomycetaceae.
AUGUCUGAAGAGCCUAAAGAUAAGAGAGCGUUGGAAAAGGAUAAUGCCAGCUCCACCGCUGAUGUGAAACCUAAGCAGAAGAGGAGAAGAAGAAACUAUGAUGAUUAUGACGAAGCAGUAGCAAAGGAAGAAAAGGACAGUAAAGCUAACCGCAAGGAAAAGAAGUCGAACGGUACCUCAGAAGGUGCAGAUGAUGCAUCUGAUGAGUCUGAAAUGGAUGACGCCAAAUUAGAUGCCCUUGUUGGUAGUGACGAGGAAGAAGAAGAUCUUGCAGAAAUCGACACCAGCAAUAUAAUCACAGCUGGAAGAAGAACUCGUGGUAAAAUCAUUGAUUACAAGAAAACAGCUGAGGAACUCGAGAGUAAAAAUGGCACCGAGCUGCAAGAGGAAACAGAAGAAGCGGAUGACGAUUUCAAGGAGUGA